Messenger RNA from Xiphias gladius (swordfish), 5608 nucleotides. RefSeq names its product nerve growth factor receptor b (gene ngfrb). The transcript is spliced from 6 exons. The coding region runs from base 259 to 1551 and encodes 430 amino acids. NCBI's taxonomy places the organism in Eukaryota, Metazoa, Chordata, Actinopteri, Istiophoriformes, Xiphiidae. The record is from RefSeq and is a predicted model, not a curated record. Gene Ontology annotation, cellular component: plasma membrane; cell surface. Gene Ontology annotation, biological process: Rho protein signal transduction. Gene Ontology annotation, molecular function: coreceptor activity; nerve growth factor binding; death receptor activity.
CAUCCAAUGGCACAAUCGCAGCGACUUUACUCACUGACUGGAUUCUGUCCGCAGCCAGAGCUCAUGGACUGAGUGGUUUCCUCGCUGCGAUACACACUUGGCAGCCAAGAGUCACUGGGAGAGUUCCUCUUAUCACAACAAAACCAAAAAAGAAGCGCAAAAAGACGCAGCGAUGACAGCCGAGGUGAUUUCACCUCGAAAUCACUGAGAGAACCGCAUCCUCCUGCGUUGCAUCCAAUCGUUCAUCCCUCCGGGAAGAUGCAAAGGAGUUACAGGAUGAAUUCCGCGUUCAUAACGGUGUUACUUGGAGUGGUUGGGGCUCUGGCCAAUAAAGACAACUGUUUGUCGGGGCAGUAUACAACCAGUGGAGAAUGCUGCAAGCAGUGUCAGCCUGGAGAGGGUGUCCUCAAACAAUGUGGAGUCACACAGACUGUCUGCAUCCCAUGUCUUGACAGUGAAACGUUCUCAGAAAACCUCAGUCACCAAGAGAAAUGUCAGCCCUGCACACAAUGCACAGGUCUACUCCGCAUGGAAACCCCCUGCACAGACUCCAACGAUGCCAUCUGUGUGUGCAACUAUGGCUACUACCUGAAUAAACUCUCUCAACGGUGUGAACCCUGCACCAAAUGUCCUGAAGGCCAGGGCAUGCUGCUCAGCUGUGGGCUCGACCAUGACACUGUGUGUGAGGAGUGCACCGCGGACACCUACUCAGACCAGGAAAGUUCUCGAGAGCCCUGCAUCCCCUGCACCACCUGUGAUGACUGGGAGGUGUUACAGGCCUGCACAUCUGUCAGUGAUACAGUUUGUCAAGUUCACUACCCUUCAGUGUCUCCCACACCCUUCAUUGGCGUCUCCAUGCCCACCUAUGGUGACUUUCUACCAGGAGGCCCUCCAUCAGAGGGUCCUACAGACAGCACCACCACCACCACUAAUGGUGAUUCCCAGGAGCGGCUCUACCAGGGUCUGAAUGACAAGCUCAUCCCAAUCUACUGCUCCAUCCUGGCAGCUGUCGUGGUCGGCCUCGUGGCCUUCAUUAUCUUCAAAAGGUGGAACAGCUGUAAGCAGAACAAGCAAGGAGCCAACAACUGCACAACCAACCAGAACCAGACGCCGUCACCUGAGGGGGAGAAGCUGCACAGCGACAGUGGCAUUUCUGUGGACAGCCAAAGUCUGCAGGAGCAGCAGGGCCAGACUCAGGCACAGACAGUUGUGACCGUGGAUGAAGAGCCUUGUUUGCUCCUUCCUCUUCACACCAGAGAGAAAGUGGAGAGGCUGCUGUUCAGCGGAAGUGAAGGAGACGACUGCAACCACAUGGACGACAGCGACUGGUGCAACCUGGCGGGCCUCCUGGGAUACGAGGAGGAGCGGAUCGCCAUCUUCCGGCAGGAAGAGCACCCCGUCCGCGCACUCCUGUCUGACUGGGCGAGCAAGGACUGCGCCAGCAUUGACACGCUGUGCACGGCCCUGCGCAAGAUCAACCGUGACGACAUCGCCCAGAGUCUGGUGCUCAGCCCAAGUGCUGCAAAGCCGACUGCCACUUCUGUGGUGUAAUUUACGCUUAACAGCGAGCAAACCACGUGAAGCUUAACCUAAAUAUUCUUCAAUGGCCUCCCUCAGCUCACGUAAGAACCGCUUUAAGCUAUUCCCAUAUGAAGCCAGCAGUCACAGUGAAGAAGAAGCAAAAACUUUUUUUUUUUGAUUUCCACACAAUGUAAAACCAAUGUGGAAAGAAAUGGUCUAUAAUCAUUCCAUUGUGAGCCUGGAAUAGCCACCUGCCUUUCCAAACUAUUUGAUAAUCAGCUGACGGUUUCAUCGGACUACAUUAACCAUGGAGCAGCAGUGGUCUGUGAACUGAAGUCAAAGUGUAUACCUGGCUCUUGAUCCUCUGCAUCCUUAUUCUUCAUUCUUAAACAAGAAUAGUAAGUGUGGCGCUUACUUGUAGCAUUUAUAUGCCAGUGCUGUACAUCUAAAUGUUACUUUUCAAAUCUAUGCUACCAAAGAGGAGUGAACGUCUCCAGACCAGACCUGACAAGCAACAUUUUUUACAUGCCAUGUUAGACUUUUUGAAUUUAAGUUGACAAAUGGCUUGUGUCUGUUACUGCUACCAGAUGAGGCCUGCAUACCAUAGAUGUCUGGAUCUUUGCAAAUAUGACAAUCUGAGGAAAGAUGCUUGGACGCAUUUCAAAUGAACCUAUUCUCCUUCAGCAAAAACAAAAGCCAAGUCCAGCUGUUUACCCUCAUUUUAAAUGCCUGUGUUAAAUAUAAGAUAUGGCGCUGCAGCACAUGUGGAAUUAAUCUCAAUUUUAGCUUGUCUUACCUGAUUUCUGCAGAUUCUUUUUAUCCCCAUCAAGUUCCAUAAGAGCUGCUGGCUGGACUUGGCCAGCCAGAUGGUCUGUGGGGCAGGUCAUUGACCGAGGCAACAUGAGACUGCAGUCUAUGUGCUCAGCCCUAUCUGCGUAACACAGGCGCUCCUACACAGACUCUGUCAUACUGACCCAGAAAAAGAGAAGGACGUGGGACUCAAAACUUAAGUCACCCAGCAUCAACCAUUGUAUGCUGUAUGUACAUAAGAAGUGCACACACCAAAUAGAGACAUACACAUACAGUACAUACAUACAGUACACACAUAUGUAGGCAUGCAUGCAUGCACUAUACAAACAUCACACGCAGAUCAUGUAUGUAUUUACAUUCUUGUUUAAUCUUGAAGACACAGUAAACUUCAGAUCCUGCCAUAUACUGUAAUGAGCACUCUCAUGCGGGGACCAUAUACUGUUUAAUCUCACUAUUAGUAGAAACUAUAAGGUCACUCUGUAUCUAAAACAUAUGUCUGAAAAUCCUAUAAUUUGCAAUGUGUGCUAUAGAUGGUGAAAUGCUACAUUAACAGUAAAGAGCAUGCAGCAACUAGCAACUCAUUGUCAGCUAGUGCCCAACAAGACAAAACAAAUGCACAUACAGUACAAAAUAACCAGGAUGCAAAGCAAAAAUACAGGUUUUUUGUAUCAUUUUUGCUUCAUUUCUCAGGGUAUCUUGAAUUAUUGUGUCACAUCAAUAUUACACUAAAUAUAUGUAACCCGCUAUAAUGAAGUGAACACUGUAAUUGUUCAUGGUGAGUCACUGUGUUUAUCCAAAGCCGUGAUUCUUGCAACUGACAAUCCGUCAAACAGAUGAAUAAGAGAGGGAAACAGGCCAGAGAAAAAAGAAAAAAAGGGGUGCCUUUUUUCCUCAUUGUUUGCAACAAUGACUUCUGGGUAAAAGGCAAGUCAGCAGCGACAUAAGGCAAAGGAUGUGGGAUGAAUUCAGGCCAAGGGAAAGCAGAAAGGUUUUGGAUUUCUUAAAUGUAAAGAUGAAACCCAGGGAUCGGAGUUUGCAUUAAUCAGCUUGUUUAUGUACCCUAUAAGCACGCAUUCCUCUUUGCAGUAUGUGCUUUUUACUUUGUAUUGUGUUCCACCGAUUAGGUUUGAAUUUAUCAAAGCAUACUUCAACAUUGUACGUAAUCAUGACAUGAUUACUGUGCUGCCGACUAGGGUCCCCUAGGAACUACUUUUCCCCCUUUUUUCCCACUGUCUGUUUUGGGUAAAAAGUGAGGGAGCAAAUAGUUUACUGUGCUAAACUUACCUAUAGCAACAACUUCAUCUGUAACUCUUGGGCACAGAUUGUACAUUUUUACUAACCACUAGCAUACUGAGCUUCAUGCUAUAGUGUUACUUUAAAUGAAGGUAUUCUCACUCUACUCUCUAAGGGUUGUAUUUUAAUUUCCAAAUAAUACUUGUAAAUGGUAUUAUGUUCCUCUUAUUGUCCUAGAUCGUAGCACUUAAAUGUGUAAUUGUUUUUCAUCACAAGUGCCUGGGAAUUAUUUCAGGUAUCCGCUGAUGUUUUACAUUUUUGUUCCUAGCUGUUUUUGUAAAUAUAUCUUCUUUAGUUGUUGUUGUUUUUUUUUUAACAUGUAAAAAUUUGUAAUUCUCUAGUUUAUCUUUUAGUUAAAGCCCGGAGGGCGCCACUGUACAAUAAGUGAAUGGGACUUUGUUACAAUAUCAGUGUUGUCCUAAUUUAAAAGAAAGGGCAAGGGAAGGAAAGUACCAUUGUGAAUUAUUUGGUUCAAUCAACAGAUUAUUUACCAUCAGGUGUAUUACGGGGAAAAGGGAAGACAAAUUUAAAAUACCUUUAAGACUAAUAAGGAUUGGAAAGGCCCUAAUCUUCCAUUCAGUAAAACACCACUUGAGUAGGCAAGAGCUACAAUAUAUAUCACUCUCAUACAUGUCUGUAUGAUAAAUGAAGCUACGGCCAGCAGCCACUUAGCUUUGCUUAGCAUAAAGACUGGAAAAAGGAGGAAACAGCUAGCCUCUGUCCAAAAUGUAACAGCAUCUUCCUACGAACACAUCUAAAUUUCACUAUUCAACACGUUAUAUCUCGUUCGUUUAAUCCAUUAAAAAAAUAAAAAAUAAAAAUGUGUAAAAAAUAUAAGUGUUGGGGGGUUAUGAAGCAGAUUACUUCUGCUAUUACCUUUAGUUAGAGCUAGGCUAGCUGUUUCCUUACGUUGUUAGUGUUUAUGUUAAGCUAAGAUAACUGACUACUAACUAUAGCUGCAUAUUUAUCAGGCAGAUAUGAGAGUGAUAUCAAUGUUCUUAUCUAAUUCUCGACAAAAAAGCAAUAUUUCCCAAAAUGCCGAACUAUAUUAUUAACUGAAAGCACCCCAUAUGAGCAGAAAUUUGUAAAUCUGAAAGUGUUGCAACAGGUAGUGCUCAUUAAUAGAUAGAUAUAGACAAACAGAGGCUUUGACUCAAGGAGCACGUUGCAUGUUGAGUAACAACUUAAAAGAGACAUAGAAGCUCCCAGUUGUCCUAAAUGUCUGAAAAAAUUGCACCAGAAAGAUUUUAAGUUGCUGAUCUGUGAGGUAAAGCUCUUUGGGUUGGACCUGAUCAACUAUUGUGACCACAACAGACUGAAUAAUCAAAACGUUACACGAAACUGUCUUAGUAUGACUUUGCUCUAGUAAAUUACCAAGAUGUUUUGUUAAUUAUUGGCUUCUGCAAGAAGCAGGAGGGAAACAUGAUACACUGUUGGGUCUGUCUCCACUUUUGUUUUAUGACGCCUAAGAAAAUCAUUUUGGUUCAAUGGUUGUGUUCAAUAUUAUCCAUCACCACAGAACAACCUUUCCUGAAGCCGAUUGUCCAAUCUAUUGUAGCUUGGUAAACACUAAACUAAGUCUUCAGAGUUUGACCUCUUGUCAGAAACUGGGACUGAAGAUGGAGGCUUUUCCUGUGACAGGAAAAGUUUGAUAGAUUAGAGAUUUAAUUUAAUAACAAUGACCAGAAAUUGAAUUGCUCGUACAGUAAACCCAACUGAAGGUGAACAUGUCACGAUAUUGCACAUGAGAGUAACAAAGUAAUCAUGCAGAUGGUGGUGGGAUGUUGGAGAGGGGGAACUAAAACUCUUUGGAGGAUAAGGUUUUAAAGAAGCCCUGGUAAUGAAGCUUAUAGUGACAAGACUGACAGUGUACCAGGACUGAAUUGUACAGAUGUGAGAAAUACUGAAUGUUCCUUGUGUACUGAUACAUAUACUGUACUACACUUAAUGUGAAUUUGCAAAAUUCCUACAGCAGACAAACAGU